ACCUCUUGCACUUACUAGGCCACAGGCCCACGAAUGGCUUCUCCGCUUCCUCCUUCCCGGCCGGCCCCCGCCGUCCCCAUCCUCCAGCCGUCCAGCAUCCACAACGCCGGCGCCGCCGCCUCGAUUGCCCUCCGGCACCGGAGGUCCAGACCACGCGUUUCGGAAUGGCCAGUGAAGACUCGAAAGAUAUCCUGAAAAAUGUGGACUGGAAGACUGUAGGUGGCUCAGUGAUUACUGAAUCUAGCCAACCGAUUGUUAAGAAACGCCUCCCAAAGAAAAUCAGACAAGUCCCUGACUGUUAUUUUCUGCCACGGCGGUCCUGGCCUUCUGCACUGGCCAUCUAUGGUGCUGUUUGUGCUGCUGGGGUUGGUGCAGGGAUGCUUCUUGAGGUGUGGAUAAACAAAAAGAUCAAAGAGGAUGGUGGCAUCAUCUGGGAGAUGGAUAAGUGAUAUGGAGCACAUUUUGAUGCAGUAAAACCUCCCUUGCCAUUGUGGAGAUAGCUAACUCUGAAAAUGCUGGUGCAAAUUAACACAGCCUUGCAUUGUUUUAAAGGCGACCUGGGUACGCCUGGACGCCUAGGCGACAAGGUUUGGCUCCCAAGGCGAGCUGGGUAUGCUUCUGUAUCUGGAUUCAUCUGUGUAAUAGCAGUAUGGUGCUCCAAACUUCCAAGCUUCAUUAAACAAGCAGACUGAAAGUGUCAGAACUGCAAUUCAUAGAGAUUUUGGAUUUUGUGAGACAUCAUAACUAGUGCACUGGUAAGCAUUACUUUGAAUGUCUUUGUGGUUUUUCCAGCCGUCAAGUGGCAUGUUGUGGCCGGAUUUGACAAUCAGUGCAUCUGCCAUUAUGCGAGAAUUCAUUCA
Messenger RNA from Panicum virgatum (switchgrass), 860 nucleotides. RefSeq lists its product as uncharacterized. Bases 165 to 449 code for a protein of 94 amino acids. NCBI's taxonomy places the organism in Eukaryota, Viridiplantae, Streptophyta, Magnoliopsida, Poales, Poaceae. The transcript has 3 exons. The record is from RefSeq and is a predicted model, not a curated record.